Messenger RNA from Erpetoichthys calabaricus (reedfish), 2307 nucleotides. RefSeq names its product tripartite motif-containing protein 16-like protein. NCBI's taxonomy places the organism in Eukaryota, Metazoa, Chordata, Cladistia, Polypteriformes, Polypteridae. Bases 47 to 1690 code for a protein of 547 amino acids. Gene Ontology annotation, molecular function: zinc ion binding; protein binding. The record is from RefSeq and is a predicted model, not a curated record. The transcript has 6 exons.
UGGUUGUCUGACUGAUUCUCUCUGCCUGCUUCUCUUCAGACUGACGAUGGCUCAAGCCCUGCUAUGUGGAUUACAGGACGAGUUCACCUGCUCGCUGUGUCUGGAAACCCCAACAGACUCUGUGUCACUGCAUUGCGGUCACAGAUUCUGUCUGGAUUGCCUCAUGGACUGCUGGGAGAAGAGCCAAGUGUGCAGAUGUCCUCAGUGUAGACACAUCUUCACCACAAAGCCUGAAUUUUACAGAAAAAUUGUGCUGAGUGUCCUCAAGAAAUUCAAUGAGACAAGACUCAGUUCUCCUCCAUUUCAGAAAUAUGCUGGCCCUGAAAAUGUGGUGUGUGGCGCCUGCACUGGGGAGAAGUGCAGAGCAAGAAGGUCGUGUGUGACCUGCGUGGCCUGCUACCAUCAGAUUCACUUUCACUUUAAAAUAGCAGCCUUGAUGCACAAGAAUGUGGUUCAUCGAAUUGGAGCUAAAAAGAAGAAACUCUGUGCAAAACAUCAGAAAUGGUUGUAUUUUUAUUGUAAAACUGAUCAUAUGUGUAUCUGCUUGAUGUGUGCAGUGACUGAACAUAACGGGCAUGAAAUGGUUGAGCUGGAGAUGGAAAUAAAUGAAAAAGAGAGACAGCUGGGGGCGACAGUGAGUAAAAUCAAGAGGAGUCUUGAGGAGAAAGAGAAGACACUGAUGGAGACGAGGAAGGUGGUGAAGCAGAUGAAGGAAAAUUUGAAGCGCUUCACUGAUCUGAUCCAGUGCUUUGAAGAAGCCCAUGAGACACCGGCUGAGAGGAUCAGAGAACAAGAGAAGGAACAAAUAGAGAAGGCUGAAGGAGUCAUAGAACAAUUAGAGAGGGAGACUGAGGAGCUGAAGAAGAAAGAUGCUGAGCUGAUGGAGCUUUCAGACACCAAGGACCACGUCCACUUCAUGCAGACUUUCUCAUCUCACUGUGUCCUUCUUGCUGAUGAAGAUUCACUCAGCUUCGCCGUCACUGCUGAUUUCUCUUUUGACGACCUGAGAAAGGAGCUCUCAUGUCUGAAGAAGAGUGUGGAGAUGAUCAGCGAGUGGGACAUCAUGACAUUGACUCCCUCAGGUUGGGAAGCUCCGCUUUUUGUCCUGUGGCCUCCUGAACCUCAGAGCAGAGAGGAGUUUUUACUGUACUUUUGUCCACUCAUACUGGAGAUCAACACGGCACAGUGUGUCCUCUGUCUGUCUGAAGGGAACAAGAAGGUGACCCGCGAGAGGAAAGUGACCAUAUAUCCUGAUCAUCCUGACAGAUUUGAUGGCUGGCAACAAGUUCUGUGCAGAGAGGCUCUGACUGAGACUCGCUACUACUGGGAGGUGGAGUGCACUGGACAUUUUAUGAUGAUAGGAGUCGCAUAUAAAGGACUGAGCAGGAAAGGAAAAGGCAGGGAGUGCAUCAUUGGAUACAACGACAAGUCCUGGAGUUUGCAGUGGUCUCAUUCCCAGUACUUUGUGUGUCACAAUAACAUGCGGACUGUAAUCAGCGCCCCCUACAGCCCCAGAAUAGGUGUGUAUCUGGACUGGCCUGCCGGCUCACUGUUAUUUUAUAGCAUCUCACACACAAUGACCCUCAUGCACAGGUUCAACACCUCCUUCACUGAGCCGCUAUACCCGGGGUUUUGUCUUGGUACUGACUCCAGUGUAACAAUCUGCCAUCUGACACCAUUUGACCACUGACCAGUACCCUCCACCAGUCACUUAAUGUCCCCACAAGCGUAGGUACUGUUUGUGUUUGUAGUUUGGUGUGAAAAUGAAUUUGACAGGAUGGGUGGGGGGGCAACACGUCUGACUGAUUUUGGGGAUGAGGAUACAGGAUAAGUGAAGUUUUCAGGGUCUCCAUUAUUAGUGAGUUUGAGUAGCCAAUCAGGUGUGUGUGUCAUAGUGAGGGGUGGAGAUACCUUAGACCUACCAAUACCAGUCUGACCAGCAGGGGUCACCAUUGACUCGCAGCCACAUGUCCUUCAGGCUGAUAUCCUGUUGGGGGCGGGGCCACUUGACACUGCAGCUGGAGCUCCGCCCACAGGAGUAUUUAAGAAGAAGCUGCAGAUGAAAGAGCCGCUGCAACGCUGAGCUUUGUCCUGUCUUGUGGACUCAGCUUUACAUUUUGAGUUUUGGUGGUCCUGUUUUGUCCUCUUCUCUUGUCAGGAUGUCCUGCCUCUGCUUUAUCAUUGUUGCAUGUUGUUCCCUUCAGGUUUCUUUUUAUUUUUUACCUGCCUUUAUUCUGUAAGCAUUUUUUAAUUGCUUAAUUUUUCGAAAUAAUUAUUUAAAUAUUAAGUAAGCUCUGCUUGGUUUUA